UUUACUUCCCCUUAUUUACUCCCCUUAUUUACUCCCCUUAUUUACUUCCCCUUUUUUACUUCCCCUUGGAGCAUACCGCGCAUCGGCGGCAUUUCUCACCUGACACCUUCCACGCGACCACACCUGCGCAUUGCCGCAACGCGAAGUUUUCUUUGGGCCUUAAAAAGAAGGAAGCCCCACGUGCAAGCCUAUCUACAUUCCCUGAGUACCAAAAUGACGACAUACACGUUGGUUCUACUAAGGCAUGGUGAAAGCACUUGGAACAAGGAUAAUAAGUUCACCGGCUGGACGGAUGUGCCCCUGAGUGAACAAGGAGAGCAGGAGGCCAUAGCCGCCGGAAACUACCUGAAGGAGAAAAACUUCCGCUUCGACGUGGUGUACACGUCGGUGCUGAAGAGAGCCAUCACCACCACAUGGAAUGUGCUCAAGACAGGAGACAUGCUACACGUCCCAGUUUUUAAAACAUGGAGACUAAAUGAAAGGCAUUACGGAUCCCUACAAGGACUCAACAAAUCGGAGACGGCAAAAAAAUACGGAGAGGAACAAGUAAAAAUAUGGAGAAGAUCCUAUGAUAUCCCUCCUCCAAAAUUGGACAAAGAAGAUAGUAGGUGGCCAGGACAUAGUGUCGUUUACAAAAAUAUCCCAAAAGAUGUUCUACCCUUUACAGAGUGUUUGAAAGAUACUGUUGAAAGAGUUUUGCCCCUCUGGUUUGAUCACAUAGCACCUGAUAUUAUGGCAAAUAAAAAGGUCCUUGUGUCAGCACAUGGAAAUAGCUUAAGAGGGUUAGUCAAACAUUUAGAUAACUUAACUGAAGCAGAUGUGUUAGAGCUGAACAUUCCAACUGGGGUUCCCCUAGUCUACGAGUUGGAUGAAAAUCUGAAGCCUAUUAAACACUACUACCUGUUGGACAGUGAGGAACUCAAGAAGAAAAUGGACGAAGUGGCAAACCAGGGGAAGGCCAAAUGA
This is a messenger RNA of Plasmodium cynomolgi strain B, 966 nucleotides long. RefSeq names its product 2,3-bisphosphoglycerate-dependent phosphoglycerate mutase. Gene Ontology annotation, molecular function: intramolecular phosphotransferase activity. Gene Ontology annotation, biological process: glycolytic process. NCBI's taxonomy places the organism in Eukaryota, Apicomplexa, Aconoidasida, Haemosporida, Plasmodiidae. The record is from RefSeq and is a predicted model, not a curated record. The annotation marks the transcript as partial. The transcript has 3 exons.